Messenger RNA from Amborella trichopoda, 1452 nucleotides. RefSeq names its product pre-mRNA cleavage factor Im 25 kDa subunit 1. Gene Ontology annotation, cellular component: mRNA cleavage factor complex. Gene Ontology annotation, molecular function: mRNA binding. The record is from RefSeq and is a predicted model, not a curated record. NCBI's taxonomy places the organism in Eukaryota, Viridiplantae, Streptophyta, Magnoliopsida, Amborellales, Amborellaceae. Gene Ontology annotation, biological process: mRNA 3'-end processing.
GAGAGAGAGAGAGAGGGAGUUGCAUUGCAUUUUAAAUAGGGAUUAGUAGAAUUGUUCGAUAGUGGGAGCAGGAGAAAGUAAUGUGCCCUGCUUACGCAGAUAUCCUUCCUGAGAGAAAUUCAAGAAAGAGUGUUAAAAAGAGAAUAAUCUCGUUACAAAGUGAGUAUUCUAGAGAGAGAAGAUUCGUUCUUGCAAAGUUGGGUAUUCGAGAGAGAGUGAGUCGUUUUACCCAUCGUGUAUUGCGAGAGGGGGGACUGUGAUCGCAGAGAGGGCAUAGGAAUUCAGUCCAGUUAGAGAGAGUGUCUUAUUGCUUAGUGGGCAUUGGGAUUCAAUCCAGUUACUGAUCCCAAGAAUCAGAGUUCCCGGUUUCUCUCUCAAGUGGAGCUUCUUAACAGUGAGAGAACGACGCCCUCUUGGAUACGGGGUCUCAUUCACAAGAACCCACCAGAACAUAUUCUACUUUACUUCUUUACAGUGGAAAAUGAAUUCUGGUGAUAUUGUGGAUGUGUAUCCUCUCUCCUGUUACUCAUUUGGAUCAAAGGAACCCAAGCCUGAAAAAGAUGCUUAUAUCUCAGAUAGAACUGAAAGAAUGAAAUCCAAUUAUAUGAGACAUGGUAUAAGGAACUGCGUUGCAGCAGUCAUUCUGGUCCAGGAACUUGAUCACCCUCAUGUGUUGCUGCUGCAAGUCAGAAACUCAUUCUUCACAUUACCUGGAGGUCGCCUAAGACCUAGAGAAUCAGAUAUUGAUGGACUGAAGCGCAAACUAUCAAGCAAAUUAUCACUUGAUCCAGAUGGUGCCAAUACUGACUGGGAGAUAGGAGAAUGCCUUGGAAUGUGGUGGAGGCCUGAUUUUGAAACUUUAAUGUACCCGUAUUGCCCGACUCAUAUAAAGAAACCCAAGGAAUGCAUCAAGCUUUUCAUGGUUAAGUUGUCAGGGUGUCAACAACUUAUUGUCCCAAAAAACCUAAAAUUACUUGCUGUUCCUUUGUUCGAGCUUCACGAUAACAAGAAAACUUAUGGUUCAAUGAUAGCGGGCAUCCCUCAGCUCCUAUCCAGGUUCUCCUUCAAUUUUGUUCGAAUCUAAAGCUGGUUCUCUUACAUCAAUAAAGAUUUCAAACAGGGUUUCAAGGACUCUUUUAACUACAGUAUUUUGUGUAUUGAUUUUACCCAAACAAAGGGUUCCAAUGAUGUACGAUCUCUUUGUAUAUAGACUUAUAGGGAAGUCGGUUAUGUAGUAUUUUCUUUUGCCAUAAUUAAGGAUCAUCUACCCUACCCCAAAUAGUUGGAAAAAGCCUUUGAUGGUGAUGAUGAUGAUCAGGGAUCAUCGUCCACACUUCUCCACAUGUUACAGUUGUGCAAGCUUUGUUCAUAUAACCUACUAUCGAUAUGUACUGCAUGUUUGGGAACCUUAUACUUCGCAUGUAUGAAAGCAAUUUCCCCUUGAUACCUACA